AUGAAAUUCCACGAUACAGCUUGUACAAAAUUAAUGGAAGCAAGUCAGUGGAUGAUUUUUUAUGAUCAACUAAAUACGAAAAUUAACACGAAACAAGAAUUUUCGUUUCUGUCUUAUUUGCCGUAUCCGUUGAUUAGUUUUCAUCGGUUCUUUGCUGGCAGUGUUAAACCACGGCUCGAAUAUGCAAGGAUGGAUUAUGAGGCUUAUUUGGAGUUUAAACGAAAUGAGGGCAUAGUAUUGAGCGUUCUCUCUCAACUUCCAGCAAAUUUAAAACGAGAUUUCAACAAAAACACUUUCAUUACUAUUGUUCUUCCAUAUCUAAUGAAAAUAAUAUCGUCACCGGAUAUCAAAACACCACACGAAAAGCAGAUCAUAGCGAAUAUAGUAAAUAUCAUGGUGACGUUUGAUCUUCAAUAUGUCAAAGAACGAAAUGAAGAUGGUCAAUUGGUAUUUAGACUUGAACCGCCACUUGAUCGCUUACUACAGUUCUUUAAUAAAAAUAACAAAUUCGGGGGUCAACAACAGUCAUUUCGUCAGAUCGUGUCUCAUGAAAUUGAACUAGCAAAAAUUCGAAAACAUGCUGUAAAUACGACAAAGACAUUUGACCCUAAAUUGAGAGCUAAACCAGGAGAGUACAGUAUAAUGGAGCAAUCACCAAUUGAAAUCAAGCCUCCAGUGGAUUUCUUUGGCAGGCCUAUUACAACAGCUUCCAAGAUAUCCAAAGAAGGAAAAAAGAAUAAAGAUGAUACUUCGUCAACUAUCUGGUUUCGGUAUAAUGAAUCAUCUUCUACUGCUGUACGAACAUACCCGCGUGUUAACGAGUUUCUUGCUGCAGAUUUAUAUUCGUAA
Molecule: messenger RNA, 849 nt
Organism: Ambispora gerdemannii
Lineage: Eukaryota; Fungi; Glomeromycota; Glomeromycetes; Archaeosporales; Ambisporaceae
Source: the annotation of a GenBank genome assembly